CGAGAAGCGACGUUGAGCUAACUAUGUGGUAGGUUCACAUUUUUUAUGCUAUGGGCAGUAGAAGUAUCAGACCCGCCUAAUAUAAACAAAGUGCAGAGUCAAGACUGUCAGAGACAACAAAAGGUAUAUGAGACGAAGCAAAACUCUACUACGAAAAUAUUUUACAAGUGAAGACUUUACUCGUUCUCAGGAGACCUAUAAGCGCCCCAGCCCUCUAAUGGUAGCAGUGAUUUGGAUGGGCUCGUCGAGUCGGGAAGGCACCCGCCCAGGUCUGCUCCUUCCUUUUUCGAUUUCGAAUUGCCAAACGGCAGGAUACCCAGAUGGCCCUGUUCCCUUACACAUUUCUUGAAGUCGGAUUACCUCUUCACUUUGGGAUUUAGAGCAAAGUGUACCCAUUCAGGGCAAUGGAGUGCGUCUCCUCGCCGUCUUCUGCUCAAAUAGCCCUCGCUCUGGCCAUUGUCAAGCUGAAACCAGUAGGGGUUGACAUCAAAGAAUACAUAUUACAAACUCGGGAGUCAAUCAAACCCUCAAAAACGGCAGAAGCAUUCCAGUCGCCCGAUAAAUUCUUUGACGGCGUUUCGUUCUGGAGGCAAGCGUACGAGAGAUCGGAGGUGGAGCAGAGCAAGUUACUAGACCGCAUUUUUGAGCUCGAAGAGCGAAAUGAGGCACUUACCGCAAAAUUAAAUCCUCGAGGAGAGACUCCGACGAAGCCGGCAGUGAAGUUGCCGCUGAAGCGCAAGGACACUAUUAACCAACCUACCGAGAAACAAACCAAGAAACAGCGACAGCUUAUGAAACGCUCUCUUGCUGCAGAAGUCGAGAUAUUAUAUGAUGGUGUCAUCACUCUUUCCGACGAUUCCGGGUCUACGAGUCCUUUUGUGAGACAGCUCUAUCUUCUUCAAAAGGCUCUGCAGAAGCGGGAUACUCCGAGUAUUACCCGAACUGCUAUUUCUUUAUGCAAGACUUGCGAGAAUGAGCUCGUCAGCAUAGUUCCACAAGAGACCCAAAGAGACAGGUCCAAGUACCAAACCCCGGCACAAGCCACACUGUCACAUUUCUGUCUGAGUCUGCGAGCCAUCGAAUUUUCCAUUACACUCCUCUUACUAGCCCUCACCAAGCUUCCCAAUACUGGAGACUCGAGGCAGGAGGAGGCACUGCUCAUUUACCAUGUAGUUUGCUUAUAUGAAGCAGCCAUCAACACGUUAAAGAGAUACUGCAAGAGGAUACCAACGCCGGCCGCUACACCUAUAACAGAUUAUCAUAUCCAGACACGAGCAAAGACGUCGAAUCGAACAAAAGUGAGCGCUGCGGAUGAAAAAGCGAUAAAGCUGACUUCAUUACUGGACCGAAUGAUCACAUCUCUCAACCCAACCUGCCCUAUGCACCAACGGCUACUGGAGGGAUUCCUUUACGUCUUGUUAAGCCGUGUUGGAAAAGUUCUAUGCGUAUUCGUCUUUCAAGACCUAGAACUACAGCCAGAUCUUCGAGCUGAUUUUCACAAACUGCCACUCCCUGCCGGUCUGAUAGACGCCGAGCUCGAUGACAAGUCAUUAGGGGGCACUGAGACGGAGGCCAGGUACCUAAUUUGGCUAUUGCAGAGGACUCUAGCUGCCGUUGAUACUUUUCCGCCUUUGUUGAAUUCUGCAUCACCAGAAAAUCCCUCUGGACAAGUCCAAUUCGGUAUCAGAGCAAGGUUACAGAACACACUCUUUCACGCAGUUUUUGGUGGAGGCUCGGAAUUUGAACAGUUUUUACAGCGUCCUGAACCUCCUGAGAACUUUGACAUAGAGAGAUUCCUUGCAAAGAACCAGGUUACCGACUCGCCAAUUCCUGAAUGUUAUCCAUGACACUGGCAGCAUGUAGCCUAUAAUACGAUGGGGCCUGUUAUUUUCUCUUUCGGUAAUACUAUAUCUAUAUACAUGCAAUGC
Aspergillus versicolor CBS 583.65 is the source of this 1928-nucleotide messenger RNA. RefSeq lists its product as uncharacterized. The coding region runs from base 405 to 1847 and encodes 480 amino acids. The record is from RefSeq and is a predicted model, not a curated record. NCBI's taxonomy places the organism in Eukaryota, Fungi, Ascomycota, Eurotiomycetes, Eurotiales, Aspergillaceae. The transcript has 5 exons.